UCUGAGACCAUCGGCACAACACAAAGAUCGAUGCGGCUUCAGAGGAGUGCCAAAGACUCACCUUCCAAGCCAUGGCCAUGGCAAAUCUUUGCAUGCCUGUCAGACAGUCCUUCGCUGGCCAGGUGAGAAGCAUCCAGGCAACGCCUUAUCACCACUUGCCUGGCAGGAAGUGUGUAGGAUGUGCUCUUCACCACCUCCAAGGACGCCAAUAUCCAUUGCUUGCUGUUUCCAGCCAAAGACAAAGAUUGCGUCAGCUGUCAAACAUAUUGAGGGAUAGUGGAGCAGUACCAUCCACGCAAGAGAGCUCAUGGAAUUCGAAAGACACUGCCGCGGCCGUUCUUGUGACUGGAACUGCUAUUGGAGGCGGCUUCUUGGCGUUGCCCUACACCACCGCCCCAUCGGGCUUCGUACCAUCAUUUGUGGUGAUGCUCUUCUCCUGGGCGCUCCUUUUUGUCCAGGCUCAAGUGGCUACAGACCUGUUGGUCGAGGAGUCAAAAGGCGAAGCAGUCAGCUUUGCAGUUGCAGCGCAGAGGAGGCUGGGCAGCAAGGGUGAAAUUGUCAUCUCUGUUCUGUUCUUGCUAUUGAUGAUGACGACGCUAGUAUCUCAAUACGCCGAAGCUGGUGCCCUUUUCUCCACCCUCACUGGCAUGCCACAGAAUUUGGCUCGUUUGCUUCUGUCACUGGCCUUGGCGAUACUUACCUGGAAGAGUCCCACGACUCGCACUGCUGCGGUCAACGGCCUUUUAACGCUAGGCUUCGUGUUGGCAAGCUUCGUGGUCUUUGGCACCGGAUUGCCACUGGCUCACUGGGAUCGACUGCUGCGAAGUGAUUGGCGGAACUACGCCAGGUCCUUUCCGACUAUCUUGCAGCUCUUCGUGUACUUGGAAGUAACGCCAAGCAUUGGGUCCCUACUUCAACUGCAGCCAAGUCGGAUGAAAAGAGCGAUCUUUGUGGGCUCAGUCUUGUUGCUGAUUUUGGAGACGGCCUGGUCAGCCUUGGGUUUGGCCUUGGUCCCCUUCCACGGGGGCCUGCGGGAGGAUCCUGUCACAGUCCUGCUGAGGCAAGGAGGCCCCGUGGCAUCGGCAGUGUUGGGGCUUGGUUGCUUUGCCGUAGUCACGACCAUCCUGGGCACAAACCUUGCCUUGAGAUCCUUUUGCCGCGGUGCAAAGCUGCUUCCACCUUCAUGGGCCUACAGCCUAGGUGUUUUGCUGCCAGCUUUAGCUCCAAAAGGGGCCUUCUUUGCCGCGAUUGACUUCGCAGGAGCAUACCCCGUGACACUGCUGUGGGGCUGCGCUUUGCCAUUGAUGGCGCUUCGUGGGCAAAACAAGACAAAGAGGAAGACCUUGCUGCUGCUGGCCCUUUUCCUGGCGUCACUGGUGUCUUGGCUUUGCACAUGUCAAAGAUUCUAUAUAUAUAUAAGUUUUCAGCAAUGCUCUUCUUUGCAAGUCAGUUAUUCCUGGAUGACCAAAGCCUAUCUGUGAUUCUUAAACACCCACUUUUCAGAGACUGACAGACCAUACAUGGAAUACCCAAUCUCAACAGUGAAACUAUUGAUAUCCCUUUCAUUGCUCCCUUCAGGCCACUGUCGUCAUAUAUGCUGUACAGGAUCUUGGGCUGCUGCUGUUGUCCCGGUCUGCAAGAUGGGCCUAAGUCUUGCAACACAAAAGGAAGACGCGCAGAGCAGACAAAAGAUCUCUGGCAGAGUACAUCGAGCCGUUGC
Molecule: messenger RNA, 1720 nt
Organism: Durusdinium trenchii
Lineage: Eukaryota; Dinophyceae; Suessiales; Symbiodiniaceae
Source: the annotation of a GenBank genome assembly